GGAGCAUUUUUUGACCUGUAAAAGAAAGGAGGAUUUCACUAACCCUAAUUCCCAGAGGCACUUAGAACCCUUCGACCGUACUUUCUUCUUUGCUUUCUCUCUCAUUAGCUUCCCAGGCGAGAUGGUUAACGUUCCGAAAACAAAGAAGACAUACUGCAAGAGCAAAGAGUGCAGAAAGCACACACUCCACAAGGUGACGCAAUACAAGAAGGGAAAGGAUAGCAUUGCGGCUCAGGGUAAACGCCGUUAUGACCGCAAACAGUCCGGUUACGGUGGACAAACUAAGCCCGUUUUCCACAAGAAGGCCAAAACCACCAAGAAAAUUGUGUUGAGGCUCCAAUGCCAGGGUUGCAAACAUGUCUCCCAACACCCUAUCAAGAGGUGCAAGCACUUCGAAAUUGGCGGUGACAAGAAAGGAAAAGGAACCUCUCUUUUCUAAUCUCUUCGCCCUUUUAAUUUUGCAGAAUUACUUUCUAUUUCACAAUUUUAAAUUUGCAUUUCCAUUUUCUUUCAGAACUGUUAUAAUAUCAAUAGCUAGUUUUUUUUUUUUUUUUUCCAUUUAAUUGUUGCAAUUUCAUCUUAUGUAUUACUUUAUUGGAACCCUAAUCGCG
Molecule: messenger RNA, 611 nt
Organism: Abrus precatorius (Indian licorice)
Lineage: Eukaryota; Viridiplantae; Streptophyta; Magnoliopsida; Fabales; Fabaceae
Product: 60S ribosomal protein L44
Exons: 2
Coding region: 122-439 (105 amino acids)
Biological process (GO): translation
Cellular component (GO): cytosolic large ribosomal subunit; ribosome
Molecular function (GO): structural constituent of ribosome
Source: RefSeq, a predicted model, not a curated record